UUGUUGAGCUGUCAGUCAUUCCUAACAUGUUUUACUUUUAUUCUACAAUCUACAUAGCGAAUACAAAAUAUAAAUAUGUCGAAUAUUAUUAAAUUCGAUUUAAAGGAGCUUAGAAAAUUAGCCAAUGAUAAAAAUUCAUGUGUGGUGGAAAAGAAAGUCACCCAAAACCUAGCGUUACAACCUUGGUGUCUUGGUAAUCUUAAAGAUUCUAUAAAUAAUUUACUUGAUUAUAAAAUAGGAAAAUUUGAUAAAGAAUUCAAUGGAAUUCUUUUGAGCUACAAAAAUCUUCAAGUUUUACAAAAUGUAGGUGCAAUACGGAAUGACAAUGCAGAUGUACACUUCCAAGUUCAGGCAGAUUACUUCAUAUUUCAACCCCAUGUGGGUGCAACAUUAAAAGGAAUUGUUAAUAAAAAGAGCUUUACACACCUUGGUAUCCUUGUCCACAGAGUAUUUAAUGUAGUAAUCCCAAGACCCACCGAAGAGCCUGAUGAUUGGAUAGGAUCAACAGUUGAAGAAGGCCAAGAAGUAAUGUUCCAAAUUGUUGUACUAGAUUUAUAUGGAGCCUUGCCAUAUAUCAGAGGAAAAUUGGACAAGCGGUGGUUGAAUAUUGAGGCUGAUGGAGCUGACGAAACAAUAGAAAUGAAAUCAACGAGAUCAAUCAACGUAACAUAUGUGAAUUUUGACAAAACAAAACCAACCCAAAAGCACAACAAUGAAUUGACACCUUCUACAUCGAAAACGAAUAUGAGUUCCACUAAUAUAGCAAAGAAUUCUUGCAAUGGUCAGCCUAUUAAUCUUGAUUGUGAAAAUUUUCCUGAGAAAAUUAAGAAAAAAAGACGAAGUAAAGUACUAGAGUCUGAACCAAAACAAGCAGACAUAAUUCCUAAGGUCUCAAAAAAACACAAAAAAAAUGGAUGAUCAUUAUAAUAUACUUUAUAAAAAAUUUAAAUACCUAGGUACUUACCU
This is a messenger RNA of Maniola jurtina (meadow brown), 966 nucleotides long. RefSeq names its product DNA-directed RNA polymerase I subunit RPA43 (gene Polr1F). Gene Ontology annotation, biological process: DNA-templated transcription initiation. The transcript is spliced from 4 exons. The record is from RefSeq and is a predicted model, not a curated record. Gene Ontology annotation, cellular component: RNA polymerase I complex. Lineage: Eukaryota; Metazoa; Arthropoda; Insecta; Lepidoptera; Nymphalidae. The coding region runs from base 76 to 918 and encodes 280 amino acids.